AUGGCAUCCCAAGCUGACCAGAGCCUAAGCGACGACGUGCUCUGGUAUACCGCCAAGCAUUUCCUCCGCAACCCUCUGGACGUCCUCAAUCUCACCAAGUCAUCCCGAAGCCUGUACGAGUACCUCAAGACCGAGAUCCUCAUUGCCGACAUCUACCACACGAAGUCAUGA
Molecule: messenger RNA, 171 nt
Organism: Anthostomella pinea
Lineage: Eukaryota; Fungi; Ascomycota; Sordariomycetes; Xylariales; Xylariaceae
Source: the annotation of a GenBank genome assembly